Molecule: messenger RNA, 1202 nt
Organism: Brachypodium distachyon (stiff brome)
Lineage: Eukaryota; Viridiplantae; Streptophyta; Magnoliopsida; Poales; Poaceae
Product: CASP-like protein 1B1
Exons: 3
Coding region: 164-754 (196 amino acids)
Source: RefSeq, a predicted model, not a curated record
UUUCAUAAGCAGCCCAAACUUGCAAAGUCUGAUCACCCCAAAAGUUGGAUCAUGGCAACCAUCACCAGCAUAUAAUCUCCCCUACGAAGUCCAAAUUUUCCAAUCAGCCAAAACCCAUUCCUUCAGUGCCCUCUUAAUUCUUACAGUUCUUCAUAAUCACUCAAUGGACCUUGAGCAUGGCAAGAAGCCCUCAGCUCAUCCUGCACCAUGCACAGUCCAGCAGGUCAAGGACAAGCUCAUCGGCCUGCGGCCGGUCAUGCUGCGGGCAUCGGCUCUCUUGGCGACAACGGUGGCGGCUGCGGUGAUGGGGCUGAACAGGCAGUCCUACACUGCAGUGGUUGCCAUUGUGGGCACCAAGCCACUCACACAGACCUUCACUGCCCAAUUCAAGGACACACCUGCAUUUGUGUACUUUGUCAUAGCCAAUGCUAUUGCCAGUCUGUAUAACCUGGUGGUGCUGGCCAUGAGGCGCCUUGUGCAGGGAAGGGUCCAGCGUUUGGUGCUCCAUAUGGGUGACAUGGUGAUCAUGCUUCUAUUAGCCACUGGUGCUGCGACAGCGGCCUCGAUGGCUGAGCUAGGCAAGAACGGCAACUUGCACGCGCAUUGGAACCCAAUGUGCGACAAAUUUGGUUCUUUCUGCAAUCGUGGAGGCCUGUCGCUCGUGUCCUCAUUCAUCGGCGUCACGCUCAUGCUAGCCCUGAAUUUGCUCUCUGCUGCAGCCAACACUCCCCGCGGAAUCGUCGCAGGCCAAUGAGUAGUCCUCAUCUCAGACAGCUCAUGCCCAACAAUACACUGCUCAUGAUGUCAUUACACUUGAGGAGGGCUGUGAUCAAUCUGGUGCAUGUGGGAGCUGGAUCACACACAGCCCUGAAAAUAUGCUGAUUGGUGUGGAACUGUAACACCUUGCCUGGCCUAGAAAUGUGCAGGCACAUUACCCCAAUUGGUUAUGGGGCUUUUAAUUAGAUCAGCUCUUAUAUAUACCAAGCUGUUGCGCCAUUAAAUACUACUACUAUGUGGUUGUAAAACUAGUACUUGUAAUUGUCCUAACAUUUGGUUGUAUUUGCACAGAUGUGAUGAUACUUUUGCAUUGUUUAAGAUGUGUGUCUGGUGAGGCUUGGUCUUUCAAAAUAGGUAGUACCUGUUGUACUGCCUGGGGCUCUUGUUUUAUUACCUCAAUAGUGAAGCAGUUUAGGGUUGCUUGA